AACACAAAACAGUUGACGUUGACCAACACUUCCUACAUAACGCAAAUAAUUAAAGCUGAUCUCAAUUUUAUGCGGUAACUUUAAUAAAUAAAUCGCUGUAGCUAAGUAAAAUCAUGUCCAAAGUGACGGUGCAGGAUAUAGAGGCAGUGGACGAUUAUUGGGGGCCAACGUUUCGUUCGAUUCUUGAAGGCAACAAUAGUAAAUCCAUAAGUGAACAGUUGGACCAACGUAUUCGCAGCCACGACAAGGAGAUUGAACGUAUUUGCAAUCUGUACUAUCAGGGCUUCAUAGACUCUAUACAGGAGCUGUUACAGGUACGUACACAGGCAAAGCAACUGCACGAUGAGGUUCAUUCCCUGGAUACUUCGUUGCGCACAAUAAGUGCAUCGCUCAUUCAGCAGGGAAAUGAGCUGGUCCGCGCACGUCAGAUUGAAUCGAAUUUGGCUAGUGCCAUUGAAGCUCUCAAGUCCUGUCUGCCAGCCUUGGAGUGUUAUAUGAAAUUCACUCAGCAGGCCAAUAACAAGCAAUACUAUCAAGCGCUACGUACCUUAGAGACUUUAGAGACAGAGCAUCUAUCGCGACUGCAGCGACACAACUAUCGCUUUGCGUCCCAAAUGCAGACACAGAUUCCCAUCAUCAAGGAGAAUAUACGUCACUCGGCUGCCGCCGAUUUUCGCGAGUUUCUCGAAAACAUACGGAAAUUCUCGCCACGCAUUGGCGAACUCGCCAUAACAUACACGAAGCAAUUGCAGAAACGUGACAUCAAUGCCAUUAUUCAAGAGCAUAAACAGCAAAUUCAUAAUGAAGGCGGAAGCGGCGGCGAUGGCGGUGCAGAUGAUGAUGGCAGCAAUGUCAGUGCACAGGAUUUGAUAGACUUUUCUCCGAUCUAUCGUUGCCUUCACAUCUACAUGGUGCUUGGACAGCGGGAAUACUUUGAGAAAGACUAUCGACAACAGCGGCGAGAUCAGUCGAAAUUGGUUCUGCAGCCUCCGCCCAAUAUGCACGACAAUUUAGAGGCGUACAAGACAUAUAUCUGUGCCAUAGUGGGUUUCUUUGUAGUGGAAGAUCAUGUGAAGAAUACCGCUGGUGAUGUCGUUACCAGCAGCUAUCUAGAAGAGCUGUGGUCGACCUCGCUAACCAAGUUUGUUAACGAGAUCAGCAUGAGUUCUUCUUCGUGCACCGAUCCCAACAUUCUGUUACGAAUCAAAAACCUUAUUAUGCUUUCGAUCAACACUUUUAAAUGCUACGGUUACACAGUUCAAAUACUUUGGGAACUACUCCACGAUAUGCGCGAUCACUACAACGAGGUGCUACUGCAACGUUGGGUGCACGUCUUUCGGGAUAUUCUGGACAGAGAACAGUUCUUACCGAUGGUUGUGGAAAAUGCUGAGGAGUACGAAUGCAUCAUUGAACGUUUCCCGUUUCAUUCGGAGCAACUGGAAAAUGCGCCAUUUCCCAAGCAGUUUCCAUUCUCCCGAAUGGUGCCCGAGGUGUAUCAUCAGGCAAAAGAAUUCAUGUAUGCUUGCAAGAAGUUUGCCGAGGAACUCACUCUCUCACCGAAUGAAGUGGCUGCUAUGGUGCGUAAGGCUGCAAACUUGCUGCUUACUCGCAGUUUUAGUGGAUGCCUCUCGGUCGUCUUUCGGCAGCCGAGCAUAACGCUUAUCCAGCUCAUACAGAUUAUUAUUGAUACGCAGUAUUUAGAGAAAGCAGGGCCUUUUCUAGAUGAGUUUGUUUGCCAUAUGACAAACACUGAGCGUAGCAUUUCCCAGUCGCCAUCGGCCAUGUUUCACGUGGCUCGUCAAGACGCCGAGAAGCAGGUUGCGGUUCGCAUCUGUUUCAAAAUCGAUGAAUUCUUCGAGUUAAGCGCCUAUGAUUGGUUGCUUGUUGAGCCGCCAGGCAUUGCAUCUGCUUAUAUAACGGAUAUGAUCUCCUAUUUAAAAAGCACUUUUGAUAACUUUUCGUAUAAGCUGCCACAUAUUGCUCAGGCCGCCUGUCGUCGCACUUGUGAGCACAUUGCCGAUAAAAUGUAUUCGAUACUGUACGAUGAGGAGGUGAAACAAAUUUCCACGGGUGCUCUGACGCAGAUCAAUUUAGAUCUGAUGCAGUGCGAAUUCUUCGCAGCUUCGGAGCCUGUUCCCGGUCUGCAUGAAGGAGAGCUGAGUAAAUACUUUCAGCGUAAUCGGCAACUGCUCGAUCUGCUUAUUUUGGAAGAGUGGAGCACGUAUUUCCAUGACUAUGGUAAACAAGAAAAUCGCUACCAUUUAGUGCAGCCACAAUCUAUAAUUGUGAUAUUGGAAAAAAUUCGCGAGGCGGACAAGAAGCCCAUCUUUUCUCUUGUGCGAAAAAAUGAUAAGAAAAAGUUACUGGAAACAGUACUUAAACAGUUGAAGCAUAUUACCGAGCGUCAAAGUUAGAGAGAGAUAUUUAUACAUAGCAGUAAUAGUAACUUUUAAAUAGCCUUGACGUUGUAAAGUAGAUUUUAUUUUCUAUUUUCUGACUAUAACAGAAUAAUGUGAAAUCUAUUUAAAAUAAAAAUAAUAUAUCACCCACAUAAAUUGUAUUUAAUAAAGGAGAACAUUUGUUCAUGGAUUUUAUUAAGAACAUCCUCCAUUAAGUUAUUUAUGUAUGUUGAUAUUAAAACAUUUCAUUACAUGAACUGACAUUUUUUGUUAAAUCAUUUUUGCAAUUAAUUGUGAUUCAUUUGGAGAUAUUUAGGAAUUACUGUAGAUUGUUAUUGGAUUGGUGUAAAAUUAUGUUUCGAAUUUUAUAUA
This is a messenger RNA of Drosophila albomicans, 2771 nucleotides long. RefSeq names its product exocyst complex component 6 (gene Sec15). Lineage: Eukaryota; Metazoa; Arthropoda; Insecta; Diptera; Drosophilidae. The transcript has 3 exons. Gene Ontology annotation, biological process: intracellular protein transport; Golgi to plasma membrane transport; exocytosis. The record is from RefSeq and is a predicted model, not a curated record. Gene Ontology annotation, cellular component: exocyst; membrane. The coding region runs from base 114 to 2414 and encodes 766 amino acids.